ACGCGCAUCCAGUAUAGCAUGGUACACCCCGCGGGGCAGCGUAUUUUACGUCGCUAUAUUCGCUAGAUUGAGUCACGCCAGUUUGUCAUUUGAGAACACAAAUAGCGUAUUUACAGCAAAUUACCAAUUCGCAAAUGAGUUGCAAUCGUUCUGGCACAAUCGGAAGGAAAAUGAAAGUUCGCAUCGGAUCCAAGCAAACGGGGUGCUCAAUGUCAGCGUAAGACUUGGACAAAAAUCUGGUGAAAUUUGUUCUCGGCCGCGCAGUGAUCGAUCAAAAUUCUAGUGUUUUUCUGUGGUGGGAAUUCAAGUUCAAGUGCAAAUUCAUUCAUUCAUCGACAGAUAAGGCAACAUAUCGAUGGACGAACAAGGGUCCGAUCCGAAGCAGGUCCCAGUGCGAGAUCAUGCUCCCUCCGAUGAAGACGAUGGCGACACGUGGAUUAUGGUAAAGGAUACAAACUCGGAGGAAGAAAUUGAACUCCCGGAAACGACCCUGCCGGAACGUGUAGAGAAAGGGAAUCAACCUGAUGCGGUUCGUGCGGAAGGUCGAAGCGAAAACUUGAAUAGUGAAAUGGAACUCCAGGCGGCAGAGCAGGCCCAAGGUGGAAGCAAAAGCAACCAGCCUGAUAUGGUCACCUCGGUGGAAAACAAAAUUGAACCCCAGGAAGCAACACCCCCAACUGGAGCUAAGAAAGAAGGCAAGCGCAGAAAAAAAGUGGAAAGUGAUUGCACGGAAAUCCCCUACGAUAAGGGCGGUAAUCGCUUCGACGAAGAUGUUCCAGCAAGAACAGAAGAUGUUAAAGAAAAUGAUAGCGAAGUUGAGGAAGAUGGUGAAAAAGAAUCAAUAUCUGGUGAAUGUGACGUCGACACCUGCGCUUUCGGAAAACAACCUUGUAUGCAAUGGUACAACUCACAGCAUCUCGCACAAAAUUUGGAUGAGGCGGAGGAGGAAUCCGAAGACGAUGAUAAGCAUGCCCUAAUCCAAGAGGAACACAUCGAACAAGCAUUAGUUCCAGAUGAAGACGCAUCGCAAGAAAGACAACCACUCUACGCAGGAGUGACCUUCAGUAUUAUUCUGACUGCUAUUAUUGCUAUUUUGGUGGGUAAUAUGCGGGUACUGCAUAACCGCAUGACCGAAAACGACGUUCAACACACACAGCAAAUCCUCGAGUUGAGCAUUGAAAAUGAGAUGUUGCGAGCAGAACUAAAUAAUUAUUUACGCGUAUAUUCGCGCGGUGAUUUGGAAGAUCAGGUCAAUCAAGCAAACCUAAAUUUUAAGGAAACAUUGGCGAAAAUAGAGGAAGACGCCCAAGCGGAACUGGAAGCACAUCCCGAUCUAGAUCCCUCGAAAUCGCCACCGGUGAGAAUCGUACAGCCUGAGGAAGACUUUGUACCGCGAAAGGUGGUUUGGUCAGGAGACGAAGAGGAACCUAUGCUUAUCAUCGACAAAGAAUUCGUUCUUCCUCACUUCUGCAGGGACAAAACUGCUCUCAAAGAUGGAAUGUACAAUGAGUACGCUAGUAAGUACUGUGAUAUUAGCCGGCGUAAGAUCGACGCCAAAUUACACCGCGCUAAAUACUUGAGUAAGCAUAAGAAGUACAAAGAUCCAAUCGACUACAAAAAAUAUAUCUAUCCGACCGAGGAUGAGAUCGCCGAGGAGCAGAAACGAGCAUCGACUACUCCUCCAAAGGCUCCCCAUCUGAAGUAUCAGUUUGGGAAAGCGUUCCAAACGAUCAAAGAGGAAGCCUCCGUAGUUCUUGAAAGUCUCGCCGCUAUUUUGGAUCUAGAUCCGAAACCAGAGAAAUCAUUGUGCGAGCAGCAGGGCUACUCAGCGGAUGAUGAAGGAAGCAGCACAUGCUCCGAAGCCGGAAUAAACUGGGUCGAUUAUCCUCCGUGGGUGCGCGGAAAGUACGAAAAUCAACCGGAGAUACACAAUAAGUUGAAACGCAAGGCUAGCAUGCUAUGGAAUUGGGAAAAGGUUAAAAACAGACUUCUUGGAGAACUGGGAGUGGACAAUCUAGAGGAUGUACAAUCGAUCCCAGAGGAGGAACUCCAGCAGCGUAAACAAGCACACUACAAAAUGAAGAAGCAUCCAAGGGAGAUAACCCCUGAAGAAAUGGGCAGUGGAUAUAAGGAAUCGCACGAUCGUUAUAGAAAACCAGAGCAUCCGAACUACGACAGGAAAAAUCAUCCCAAGCAUCACGGAGAGAACGGGAAAAAUAAAAAGCAUAUCAAGAGCAAUGGUUUGUUCUCAUCAGAUGGCGAGGCUUACUCGAAGCAGCGUCAGGACGGCGGCAAACGUUCCGAUGAGGAUGAGAGAAAACACCACCAGAAAGAAUGGACAGAGAAAGAUUCUUCAGAUGAGCACGAAUACAAACAGAAGAACUUCAAGAAGGAUUACAGCAAUCAUGAACGUCCCUCUGGAGAGGACAGCGAUAAAUACUGGGAGGACGACAAAAUGAAGAAAGAUGAUUAUAAGGAUUGGAAGGGAAAGGAUCACGAGAGUGAUCGUGGUGAGACAACGUUCAGAAAUCACGAGGAGAGAGAUAGAAAAUCUUCCGAUGAACGACAUCAAACGAAGCCAUACCCCAACGGAGACCAUAAAAAACACUACAAGCAAUCGAAAGAGAAUUACAGUGAUAACAAUCGGAGGAAUAGCGAUAACGAUGACGAUGACGAUGACGACAAUGACGAACACUAUAAGCAUCGUCAUCCCGAUAAACGAGGGCAUGAUCGCAAAAGAAGUGAUCAGCAUAAGCACCACCAACGUUGGAGUGAAAACCGAGAAAAUCACCAUCACCAUGAAGACGAACGCUGGAACAAACGUCACGAAGAGGACAAGUGGCGCAACCACGGCCGUCGCCACUCAGGAGAAAGACAAAGAUAGGAGCAGAUCGAUACAGACGUUAGUAUCACGUAUAUGCUGGACACUUUUAUUCGUAUGUUUCAAAUUUGCAUACAAGCAAACAUAAAUUUCCGUUGUUAGUUCUGUAGAAAAAAAAUAGACAAGAAGGAGGCAAGCGGAAAUCCAUAUUGAGUGUGUGAAUUCUAGAUCAAUUUUUUCCUUAAAUUUAUUGUAACUUGCAGUGAUAUCAGAAUUUUACCCCUUUGUGUAUUUAAUUUAAAACCAUAUGAAAUAAAGAUAUUUUUAUUUCAAA
This is a messenger RNA of Toxorhynchites rutilus septentrionalis, 3155 nucleotides long. RefSeq names its product titin homolog. The transcript is spliced from 4 exons. The record is from RefSeq and is a predicted model, not a curated record. Bases 356 to 2884 code for a protein of 842 amino acids. Lineage: Eukaryota; Metazoa; Arthropoda; Insecta; Diptera; Culicidae.